Porites evermanni is the source of this 7298-nucleotide messenger RNA. Lineage: Eukaryota; Metazoa; Cnidaria; Anthozoa; Scleractinia; Poritidae. The record is from the annotation of a GenBank genome assembly.
AUGGACGGCGGCCUUGUGGAGAAGAAGAAGGCUUGGUAAGUAGUUUAGCUAACAAAUUAAGUUUUGUCGGUGGUUUGUUCAUUCCCUGGGUCGUAAACCGUCGGGUUAUUUGAACUUUGAACAACAAUCGUAAGGGCUUCUAUAACUUAGAAUGUCCAGAGUUACUGUGAUAUAGUAAGAGCUUACCUUGGAUUUUUACAAAGUUAUAAUCAUCAAAACCGCAUUCUUGUUACCUUUUCUUUGCCUUUUAAAGGUAUUUUUUUAUUUGCAGUGAUUCUCUUAAGUUAGAAAUGUUUGAGUACGAUUGAUAAUUACAAUUUCUUUUUUCAUUUAAGCUUAUGGCACCGAUAGACAUUUACGUUCCUUCGAGAUUUUAAAACCUUCUCUUGAAAUCGUGGUUUUGUAUGGUGCCUCCGUUUAUGGUAUUUAACAGACAGAUUUUGAUUCACCUUUUUUGUGAUUACUAUAUCCAUUGCAGUAAAACAUUUUUGAAGUUUCGUAAUUUUGUUCGAAUGCGAACGGACACAUCAAAGUAAACAGGCACGUAAAAAUAUCUCUGUGUCAGAUAAAAGGUUGAAAAUUAUUUAAAAUGUAGAAAAAAAUUCAGACUAAAAUAUAUAGAAACUUAGAACUCCGACAAGAAAUUGGGGAAACAAAAGAUACCAUAUCUUUUUAAGCUUAAGUUGAUUUUAAUGUUGUAAAAUUUUUUUCUUCAUUCAAACGUGCUUGUACAUUUGCAUAUGCAGUGUCCAUGGAGAAAAAUGUCGUUCUCUGUGCGUUUUAUGUUUGGUAAAAUUACUAAAAAUCGUGAGAUGUCUAUGACAUUUAUAUUACUUAUCAGAAGAGAUGUUUUUUUACUGAUGGCGCCACGCGCCCGAAUUAAUCUCCGAUGAAGUUGUUGAGUACCAAAUGCUCUAAAGGUCGCUUUCCCACGCUCGCCUGUAACCCGUAUCUAAUUUCCACUAUAUCUCUUGUUUUUCUUCCUUCUCGCUUACAUUAGAUCACAAUGCACUUUGUUUAGGGAUUAUGGAGUUGAAUGUCUAUAGCUGCCUGGUCUAGAUUUCAUACAGGCCACUUCGUUGUAAACUUGCGAUCUCUUCUAUAUCUAUGGUUUCGAGUUCUGAAACUUUUGCGAUACUAUCGUGGAAUUGUUCUGUUGCUAGAUUUUGUGCUUGUCGAUCUUGGAAUUCUUGUUCACGAUAAAAGACAGAAACAUUCGGCACUUAUUGGCUUGCGAGAUAACACUUUAGUUGUGACAUUCUCUUCAAGACUGAAAAAUACACGCAUCGUGAUUACAGAACCUCGUGUUAUUUGCAUUUUGCAAGGCUAUGUACAAAAAUUGAAGACCAAGGACAGCAACUGCUUCUAGAUAAAGGAUCGCGAGGAAUAUCGACUGGAUAUCGUAUUUUUCUAGAAGAUUGCUAACUUGCGGUAUUGGUUUAUGUUGCAGGCCAAGGCUUGUCUUUCGAACGUGUCCAAACAAAGUUCAUUUGCCCAAUAAAAUAUAAGCUUAUCAGUGCCUGGGAGAAAACAAUGUUGAGCACCUUUUAAAAAAAAGGUUCGCCCCCGAUUUCAAUAUCUGGAAAAUAAACUUAGCAUUAAAAAGUGGUUCUUCAAGAAUGUCAAUCUAAUCUCGCUUGUACAUGGUCAAUGCACAACAUACAGUAAUUCUUAAACUUAAAUUGCUCAAAAACGUUUUACCCAUUCAUUUGCAUAAGUCAUUGGAUAAUUACCAAAGUGUCCAAGGUCUUUUGCAUAGCUUAAUGUUGAAUGUACAGUAGUAAACAAUUUUUACAUAUUUGUCAUGUUCAGAAGAUUAUCCUGUACGUUAUUUACAGAGUUUUCUGUAGCAGGAGGACCCUAUCUCUGAAGAUAUUAUGCAUUUUUGGGGUUCCUUAAGCAGGAUGUUUUGAGAACUUGAACAGGUUUGCUUCUCCUGUAGUGUGCACUGAGGGUGGAGCAAAUAGACAGGGGUUCACUUCUUGUCCUUUUGUAGACAAUAAAUAGAUUAACUGUUAAGACUCUGCAUGAAGCUGCAUAAGCAGGAUUCUAGCUGCAUUAGGUUGAAAUGCAAUCAUUUGGAUCUCAUAGUUUAAAGCUGAUCCAUUGUAAUCUCCAGUGGACUUUCUGAUAUGUUCAGUUUUGGUGCCUAUUUCACAUAGCUUUAAUUUAUCUGCUUUUCUUACGUUUAUUACAAUUAAAAUGGUUUACCUCUUACCAAGAAGUUUUUUUCAACUACUUGUCUUAAAGCUAAUGAAGUCAGUCUUCUUCUUUUAAGCUAUGCAGGGCUAAGAGCCAGCAUACUUAAUUGUGGUUGACAUAGUUUUCUUGAGGAUCUACUUGUUGAAACUAAAUCAUCAAUUAACGUAGUUCUUCUCUUUCAUGUUGUUGGGUCUCAUUUCUGGUUACACAGAUAGGGAACUGUUUAUAGCUGUUUAUAGUUCACAUACACACAAGGAAGAUGAAACAACAAGUAGUGAAUAAAACAAAAUGAUUUUAUAUUUUCAAGCAUGAAUCAUGAUACUUUGAUUCAUUGUCACUAGGGGAAUGUCUACAGCAGUGGCACUGAAAAGAAAACUGCUCAUCAAAUGUCUUGUAUAAAGGGUAGUUCAGUUUAGUUAUCCCUCAAAAAUCAAUUAUCAAUUGUAUAAACAGAUCUAUAACGUAAAAUCCACCUUAUGAAAAUUAAUGUACGUUGUACAGCUCAAUACCUUUCAUUUCUCUUAACAUUGUUCUCUUCUUUUGUACUAAUAAAAACUUAGGUCUUCAUGCGUGCAAAAGAGAUAAGUGAUUGUUGUUGUGGGUUGCCUUCUUUGAAUUAAUUUGUUUCUCAGUUACUUACUUAUUUAGGCAAUGUGAUUCCGGCUGAUGCUUUGUAUUUCUUUUAUCAAGUCAGUGCUAUACAACUCUAGCUUUCAGGUUUGCAAAUCCUCAGACUUGACCAUUCAAGUGAAAAAUAUUUAGCAGUUGUUCCCCUUGAUACUUUAAUAUGCUCUGUAGUUUUGAUACCACUAAAAGGACUCAGCUAAGAGAGAAAACUGAUGAUAAACUGUCAUGUUAACGUUAUCUUUGUCUUUCAGUGAGAUAUUGAUAGCUCCACAGUGUGACAGUUCAGACAAUGAGCAAGGUAAUGUAUCUGUACAUGUUGUUUACAUCCUUGGAGACCCAGAGUUGGUCAGGAGAAAAGGUGCAACAAAAGUUUUCAAACACGAGUGGUCACGGACUUUUCUCCCAACCCAACCGACUGCACCUGUGUCUCUAAAAUAGUUGAUAUUAAUUUGCUCUGCAAAAACACUUAGCUUGGAACCUUUCACUCAUCUAAGCUACACCCUACACACUUGUGAUACAAAUUGACAGCUUUUGAAACAAUGACAACAGAAUGACUGAACUGUGAUAUUUUCAUGCUCCAGUCAUAAUUUAAAAAACAUUCUCAUUGUACUGUUUUAUAUGAUCCUUUUCUGUAAUGAAAUGUAACUAAGUACAAAUGUAUGUUAAAUCCAUUCUCAAGUUAAAUUAGCUUUCAGGCUAGGCUACUAACCCAGGUUAGCAAAUAAAAAUCUAGCAAAGUGCUAUUCCUUGUAGGUUGGAUACUUAAUUAUUAACGUGACUGAGGAUGUCCAACUUAGAAGAGAGUGGAAGAAAAUUACUGAAGAACCGAAUGGGCCAACAGUACAACAUUUAAGUUGCCACAUUUGUUGAUUCACUUGUUACAUUACAACCUCUACAGUGUUGAAUCACAUGAUACCCAUUGGCAAAAAUACAAGACUCACAGUACAGAAGUUCUCCCAGAUUGCAUUUUGCAAAUAAUUUCCUGAUUAACUUUCACAAUUUUUUGUAGAUUUUUUCAAAGUGUUUUAUUCAAUGUGUUUAAAUAAGUUUGUUGUUAUAAUGGAUUAAAGUCAAUCAGAAAGCAGUGCAGGGUACAAACAAAGUAAAUUUUUCAGCUUGACCCUCAGGGAUCAAGUUGUGAUGAGGCUGUACUGGCUAAAACAUGUUUAUUAACAUGAUUUAUAUUUAAUGUCAAUAAAUGCCUAAACUAAAGAGUAAUUUAUGAAUCAGCCUGACCAUAAAAAUUAGCAGCCCCAGCUGGUUACUGGACACAACUCUCUUCGCCAGCACGAGUCAGCACUACUUCUGUGAAAGGCAUGUUUCACACGCCCGUUAGGCUUUUCUCAGUUGUUCCCCUUUUUUUGUCCCUGUUGGGAAUUGUGAGUUAACUUGUUAUUAAAGGUUUGGUUGUGUUAUGUAUCAUGUCAUCGAUCCAUCGAUCCUUUUUCCUCUGGCACUUUGUACUCUGUUAAUCAUUACUUCUUCCACUCUUUUAGGUAGCUUUUGUAACACGCCUAAAAAGCCAUGCAGGAAACGGAAAAGGGAAUCUCUAUCAGGUAUGGACUACAAAAAAACAUUUACGAAAGGUGAAAAGUUCAUCUACCAGCAAUGAACCUGUGAUUAUAAAAGUGGCACUGAAACCUUUCAAUAUUUUUGCUCUUUCCCUUCAAAAGAAACUCUUUAAGCUAAAUUGUAAUUGAAGGAUGUUAAUUAAUGUGUUAUUCCUUCAGAUGUUUUGGGUAUGAAAAGCAGCAGCUACAGUCCUCCUCAUCAUAUUCCAUGGUGCAUAGGAAAAGUGAUGCUAUCAGAAAGUGAGAGUGAUCUGUCUGAACCAUCCAAUGCACUUUACUUUGUCAAAGGAUAUGACUCAGCUGUAACAGCAGUCAUAACAGACUCAGAAGAUGACCUCUUUUUUCUAAAUGGUGAGUGUUUAUUUUAAUGUCUUAAAAAUCAUUCACAGAGAAGGAAAUUUAUUUCUGAGAUCCUUCACCAUUCUGGUAACUUUCAGAAUGCUAUCACUGAGUUGAAUUCCCUUUCAUCCAGAAGCAAAUUCCUUCUGGGUAACUGGACUCUCUGUCUUAAUGGCACCUUUAUAAGAAGGAUGCCUCCCUAAAAUGUUCUCUCCUUCAAGUUCAAUAAUUUAUCAUUCAACAACAACUCUACCCUCACACACACACACUGACACAUCUCUUGAACACAUGGUUAAAACAGGUGCUCAGUGCUGGUGUUGAAGGAGAUGACUGUAUUGUCCAAGAAAAUAAGAUCAAAUUACUUUCCUUCAAGUCAAAGAGGAGCCAGCCAUCGUUUGUAAAGAGUAGCAUAUGUUGAUCUUUUCAUCUAAAUGCCCUGCUUCACACAUUAGCCAUACCAGCAUAUUUCUUAGACCAAAAACUUAUCUCUGCUGCCUACCUUCAUGCUGCUCAACUUGGAGUAAAUCCAAGCCAUGAAGAUCUCCUUGGCUUAAAGUAUCCUUUUACUUUAUUUUGAGCCAAAACUGAAAACAGUAUUUACUUGUCUGGUCAAAUAAUCUCCAUUUUUGUAACCACAGAAUAGGAUUUUACUUAUUUUGACAAUCCGGAAAAUGCUUAUUUCUAAUCCUGCAUAUUCCAUAAAUAUUGGGUUAUAACUCUUCAAUCGAUCAUUGGCUUAUUGACUGAUAAGAUUAAGGUAACUUUAACUUUGUUGAUAGAAACUGUGGAAUUUGAGCCGCCUGAUUUUGAUAGCGAAGAAGAGCAGGAGGAAGACGAAGAAUCUGAAGAUGAAGGUAACAAACUAGAAAAAAAUGUUUCCUUAACCCUUCAGAGAACCAAUAUCACUAAAGUGUCUUCUUUAUCGUAGCAGUUGGUUUCUUACAAACAUUCUGGUGGGGUUUCUUACAUCCAGUGAUCAUUUCCUUGAUUGCCAUGAUGUAUCUGAUAAAGUGAAUAUUGAUUAUUCCCAGAGGAGAAAAAAAUGGAAGUGUGAAUGUUUAUUUAGGAGCUAACCUUUUGACUUUUGAGGGGGAAGGGGUGAUUUGGUAAGGAUAAGAAUUAUUUUCCAAAAGCUCUGGAGAUGAAAUGUUUCGCUCAACAUACAACGGUGUAGGAUUUUUUUUCCCACAUAAUAUGCCAUGAGAGAUAUUUUUUCCUUGGGCUUUUUAUUUUUUGGGGGGAAGGGUGGUUUUUUGAAAGAAAAAAAUAUAUUUUCCAAAAAUUUGUGGGAUAAAUUUUUUCCCCAAAAAAACAAGGGUGUUGUUUUUUUUUCCCCACAAAAAUUGACAGUAGGGAUUUUUUUUCUUGGGUUUUUUUAAUAAAAAUUUUUUUUUUUCCAAAAACCCCCCAACCCCCCCCCCCCCCCCCCCUCAAAAGUCAAAUGGUUGGCCCCUUAUAUUGUUUGUUAUUUCCAUUGUAGUGAUAGUAAUCAGCUCAGAAGAUGAGGAUCCCGGAGCUGAAGGUGGGGACGAGUAUGAAGAGGGCCAGGAGUCCGAUUCAGACAUUGAUGAAGAUGAUUUGUGGUCUUGCCCACAUUGUAACCUCAAAAACCAUCCAUUAUCUCGUCAGUGUGCACGCUGCUGGGUGGAAAGACAUGAGUGGCUUCCUCAUUUGAAAAGGUGUGUUUGAUUAAUACACCAUUUAACUGCUUAACCAUGUUGCACUUGAAAUGACCAAGCAUACACCUCCCACAUGGUGAUGUCACCAGCCCUCACUUCAAAGAUGAUGUUAAAACAUAUAACUUCCCAAGCAUUCUGAAAUGUGGGCAGUUCCAUAAAAUGGACCACACCACACACACACACAUCUGCCUUAGAGUUGCAAAUUUUUGUGUCAGAACUAAGCUUUAAUGAAAACUAAGUAUAAUUUGGCCAUCUUGCUGUAACCUAGGAACCUCAACCCAUUUGCCCCUGAACCACAUGCAAAACCUUGUGACGCCAGAUCCACUUCCCUUGAUCUGCUUGUGAUGUCAUCAGUUUUAACAGUCUUGAAAGGAUAACUUGUUAUUAAUUUUUGUCUACAAUGCCUUUCUUUCUUGUUAGAUUGUCCUCAGAACCACCCAUGGAAUCAUCAAAAACAAUAGAAGAAUCUGCUUCAUACCCAACACUGCAAAAAAGUCAUUCACUUUCUGUAACACCAACUAUAGAAAAUCCUUCAUCAUCAUCAUCGUCAUCGCAAUUAAUAACUUUUACUCAGCUACUUGGAUCAUCAUCAUUUGCUGCAAGCUCUUCUACGUCAGCAGAAAUAAAUAACCAAGGACAAUCAAGCUCACAUCACACACAUCAACAGACAGAUAAUAAAAGUUCCAAAACUAAAGACUCUGCUUUUUCUCCCGACUUGUGCGUCAUCUGCUUGGUGCAACCUCGAAAUGCAAGUUUAGUACAUGGAAGAACAGGACAUCAAGUUUGCUGCAUUGGUUGUGCUGAAAAGUUGAAAGAAAAUAAAAAGAAAUGUCCAGUUUGUCGGAGGAAAAUUAAAUUGGUGGUGAAAAACUUCUUCUAG